Schizosaccharomyces cryophilus OY26 is the source of this 3009-nucleotide messenger RNA. RefSeq names its product retromer complex subunit Vps35. Gene Ontology annotation, cellular component: retromer complex; retromer, cargo-selective complex; late endosome. The record is from RefSeq and is a predicted model, not a curated record. Gene Ontology annotation, biological process: intracellular protein transport; retrograde transport, endosome to Golgi. The transcript is spliced from 6 exons. Lineage: Eukaryota; Fungi; Ascomycota; Schizosaccharomycetes; Schizosaccharomycetales; Schizosaccharomycetaceae. Bases 244 to 2748 code for a protein of 834 amino acids.
CAGAGAUGAUUAAUUGUCUAAAGAGAACUUAUGGUACUACAUUGUAUUAUAUCAGCGCCAUAAUCCCAAACUUCUCAUUUAGCUUGUCGUUACCAAUAUUUCCUUUAAGUCUAUAAACAGAAAGGAUUUUCUUUUAAUAGAUUGAAAAAAGAUUCGAGUUGACACUACAUUCAGAUUGAAUUGAAUUCAUUUUGCAAUUGCAACGAUAGUUUUCUUGGGUGUUAGAAACAGAAAUUCAGUCUAAUGAAUAACACUGUGCCGGUAAAUGAAGAAAUAUCGAGACCUUUGGAAGAAACAUUGGCAAUAUGCAAGCAAUCAAGCCGACUGAUGCAGAAGAAUUUGCAGACUGGUAAAUUAAUGGACGCAUUUCGAAACUGCAGUAUCAGUCUGGUAGAGAUGAGGAACAAUGCUCUUUCUCCAAAGCAAUAUUAUGAGUUAUACAUGUUUACUACAGAAACCCUGCGGCGACUUGGUGAUGCAUUGCUUGAGACACAUCUGAACGGUACGCAUCAUUUGAUGGAUCUUUAUGAACUCGUACAGUAUGCAGGAAGUGUUCUUCCUCGCCUUUAUUUGAUGAUAACAGUAGGAAGUGCAUACCUGGAGACUCCAAAAGCUCUCGUUAAAGAAAUUAUGAAUGACCUGAUUGAUAUGUGUGCAGGUGUACAGCAUCCUUUACGUGGCCUAUUCCUUAGACAUUAUUUAUUGACACAAACUCGAAAAGGGCUACCGCAGGAUCCCGACGAUGAUAAUGCCGACCCGAAUAAAGGGACUCUUAUGGAUUCUGUUAAAUUUUUGCUCUUAAAUUUCACGGAAAUGAACAAGUUAUGGGUUAGGAUCCAGCAUUUAGGGCCCAUGAAAGACUACAUGAGGCGAACUCAAGAGCGAAACGAGCUUAAGGUUCUUGUCGGUCUUAAUCUCGUACGGCUCUCCCAGCUCAGUUUCGACCUUGAUGCGUACAAAAAUGUCAUUCUUCCAGCUAUUGUUGAACAGGUAGUAGAAUGCAGAGAUCCUUUAGCCCAAGAAUACUUAUCCGAGGUGAUUUGCCAAGUUUUCCCAGAUGAAAUGCAUUUGGAAACUUUAGACAUAUACUUUAAUACUAUCUUGAACCUAAACAAAAGCGUAGAUAUUACGCCUUUGGUUAUUUCUAUGCUGGAUAGACUUACUGCCUAUGUUCAGCGCGAAUGCGAAGCAGACUCUUCUGAUGGAGAAGGCUCACUAAAUCAAACAUUGGAGAACAUGGUACUUGAGAAUGGUCCUUCCGAUUCUGAAAAUAAAGUGUGCCCCGGAGAUAGAGUUAUUUCUCCCAAGUUAGCCAUUCAAGAGGUGCUAUGGACUUACAUUGUUGAUGUUUUUAACGCCCGUAGUGGUAUUUCUAUGGGCAGUAUUGUACAAAUACUGUCAAGUAUCCUAAAUUUUUUCUUGCAAUGCUACCCUUACAAAACCCAAUAUGCCGAUAGAGUAUUUCAGUUUAUAAAUGAACGCAUUCUUCAACAACCGUCUCUUCAAAAUGAACUGAAUGAGCGGUCUCUUCAGAAAUCUCUGUGUUCAAUAUUGUUGCUUCCUAUUGUCGCCUUUCCUUCAUUUUCGUACUGCUUAAACUUACCAAACUUUCUCCCUGUCUUCAAAGCACAGCCGAACAAUAUACGAUAUGAUAUAGCCAAAACAGUACUGGAAAAAAUCAUUGAAAAAGAACAGAUUACUAGCGAAUUGAAGGAUGUCCAGGAGCUCCUUGGGGUUAUUUCAGUGAUAAUCGAGAAUAAUGGCAAUGAUACUUUAGAAGACCUGAAAACAAUAGCUACCCUGGUUCAUUACCUACAUAAUGACGAUCCUCAAAUCCAGAUUGAGAUUUUACGUUGCUUGAAGGAUAACUUUGUGCAAGCUGGUGAGAAUGUUAAGUACUUACUUCCUGUGGUUGUGAACAAAUGUAUUUUUCUUGCCCGUGAAUUUAGAUUGUUUAAGUGUGUUGAUUGGGCUGAAAAAGUUCGUGUCCUAUGGGAUUUUGUUAAUGCUUGCAUCGUCAUUCUUUAUAAUCACGGUGAUUCUGCAGAGCUGUCCCUUAUCCUAUACCUUUUUGCCGCAGAAAUGGCCGAUGUUGAAAACUACCCGGAUUUUGCUUAUGAAUUCUUUACCCAAGCUUUUACUAUUUAUGAGGAGUCCGCUUUGGAUUCUCGAUUACAAUACCAGCAGCUAUUGAUGAUUACAGGAAAGCUUCAGAAAACCACAAACUUUUCUGUUGAUGAUUAUGAUACGUUGAUUACGAAAUGUACACUUUAUGCGUCAAAAUUGCUUAAGAAACCAGAUCAAUGCAGGGGAAUUCUUCAUGCAAGUCAUCUAUGGUGGCAGAACGAAACGAAUGAAGAAACAGUGUUAUUCAGGGAUCCCAAACGAGUUUUAGAAUGCCUUCAAAAGAGUCUAAAAAUUGCAGAUUCCUGCAUGGAUCAGAUUACCAGUUUAAAAUUGUUUAUUAAUAUCUUGGAACGAUAUUUUUACUACUAUGAUCAACGUUGCGAUUCUAUCCUUGCCAAACAUAUUGGCGGUUUAAUCGACCUGACUGAGCAAAACAUGCGAUCAUUGCUUACUUCCUCCCCAAAUGAUCUUAUUGCUAAUGAUCCCAAUGCUUAUGCUAGUUCCAUUUGGGAAACAGCGGGUGGUUUCUCAGUUGAUAGCAUGAGAAACCAUUUGGAGAGAACAACCAAUCUAGCAGAAAAGCGCUCUGAAGAUGAACGAUGGGCUAGUAUUUUUCAAUAGUUUAUUACUAGAUUAAAUCGUAUGAGCUACCGUUUUAUUACCGAAACUAUGUUGUGUUUCAUUUCACCUUAGACAAGCUUAUGAUUACAGCAAAUAUACAACUUAAAAUUAUUUAUUCUAUGAAGUAUAAAACCAAAGGCCUACUCUAUUACCUUAAAGGAGCAUGAAAAACAUACCUGAUGAGUUUUACGUCUCUAACGUUUUGGAACUACUUGAGAGAAAGACAAUUUUACCCACACACUCAUUUAUAGUAGAAAACGC